AUGUCCUCCUUAGCUGGCGCGCUUGACCCGGUUCAACAAGAACUCAAGGACGAGCCUGUGCUCGAUGACAUUGACAUGAUUGGGCAAGGCAUAGUGGAUCUUUUUGGAGAGGCGGACGAGAAUGUCGAGGAGGUGAAGCAUUCCGAAACUGCAGCGGCAACGCCGGCGUCGUCCGAGCAUGCUGAGAAUAUGGAUGGCAUAUCCUCGCCGGAGCGGCGGCAUAGAGAGGCAAUGGAGUAUGCUGAGGAGGAGGAGGAAGAGCAGCCACCGGAGCAGAUUCUCCUCGAAGCUACGGCGGCCAUACCCAACAUCCCAGUACCACGUAGCUCAGACGGCAAUUACUGGGUCAUCCGAAUGCCAAACUUCGUCAAGGUCGACUCGAAGCCAUUCCACCCGGACACGUACAUUGGCCCGGAAGGCGAAGACGAAGACGCGCAAGCAGCAGAGAGUGCUCGAGAGAAGAGUAUGACCAUCAAGCUCAAGGUCGAGAACACCGUCCGGUGGCGGUGGGUGAAGGACGAGAACGGACAGGACCGGCGACAAUCUAAUGCUCGGAUUGUGCGUUGGUCAGACGGCACGCUCUCGUUGCUCCUAGGCAAGGAGCUCUUCGACAUCACUCAAAAUGUCGACACAUCCGGGGCCAUGCAUCGGAAUGCCUUCGGGAGCGGCACGCAGAGCCAGCCUCUUUCUCAGUCACAAUCCCAAGGCACGCCCGGCCCCUCCAGGUCCCAAGGUCUCACCUACCUCGUCGCGCAGCACAAGCGCGCCGAGAUCCUGCAGUCCGAGGCGCUCGUCACGGGUUACAUGUCUCUUAGGCCGACGGGCAUGCAGAGCAGCACGCACCGCAUGCUCGUGCGCGCCGUCGGACAGAAGCACACGAAGGUCGCGCGGCUGCGCAUGGCGCCCGACCCGGUCAUGGACCCGGAGCGCGAGAAGAUGGAGUUGAUGAAGGCUGCAUCGCGCAAGCCGCGCCGGCCGCGCGGCGAGGGCGACGAGGGCUUCGGCGGGCGGAAGCGGCGGAGCGGGUACACGCGACGGAAGACGGGCGACGAGAUGUGGAGCGACGAGGAGGAGGAAGAGGAGGCGGCGUAUGGAGGCGGGAGCGAGGACGAGUAUGGCGAGGAGCCGUCCAGCGCGCGGAAACGCCGGAAGGGCGAGAAGGAGGAUGCGAAGAAGGGCCCUGGGGAGUACCUGACGGACGACUUCUCCGCCCCCAAGAAACGUACCAAGCGCAAACAAAAGGAACGGGGGACAACGAAGAGGACGCAUUGGAGAGGAUUGAGAAGCAGAUUGAAGACGAAGCGCGAGGACAGCAUGGAUGUGGAGAGUGAGGAGGAAGACGAAGGCGGUGCAGUCCGCAAACGGACGGCAGGCGGAUCGAGGAAAAAGAGAGUGAUUGAGAUGGAGGAAGAGGAGGAGGAAUGA
This is a messenger RNA of Fomitopsis serialis, 1425 nucleotides long. Its product is annotated as Leo1-like protein-domain-containing protein. Gene Ontology annotation, cellular component: Cdc73/Paf1 complex; nucleus. The transcript is spliced from 7 exons. Bases 1 to 1425 code for a protein of 474 amino acids. Gene Ontology annotation, molecular function: RNA polymerase II C-terminal domain phosphoserine binding. NCBI's taxonomy places the organism in Eukaryota, Fungi, Basidiomycota, Agaricomycetes, Polyporales, Fomitopsidaceae. The record is from RefSeq and is a predicted model, not a curated record. Gene Ontology annotation, biological process: positive regulation of transcription elongation by RNA polymerase II; transcription elongation by RNA polymerase II.